This is a messenger RNA of Cantharellus anzutake, 789 nucleotides long. RefSeq lists its product as uncharacterized. NCBI's taxonomy places the organism in Eukaryota, Fungi, Basidiomycota, Agaricomycetes, Cantharellales, Hydnaceae. Bases 1 to 789 code for a protein of 262 amino acids. The transcript is spliced from 2 exons. The record is from RefSeq and is a predicted model, not a curated record.
AUGGCGCCCACCACCACCACCACAACGGGCGUUGGACAAAUGAACGACCCACGUAGAGGCUAUUUAGCUAGUCCCAACAACUCGUUUGAUCAAUCGUUGCGCCUCGGACAAACAACGAGGCCGCCUGUGCUUCACCAUACUUCGUUCCCAACUUCGAGCGGCCGGCUUGGAGUUUCGGCGCAUCCUCCGCCGGUCGAUGGACCAUUUUCUGGCGGUACUGGUUUUGGACAAUCGAAUUCCCUUUCUCCACUAGGAAGCGAUCCUUGGUCCACUUCUUCCUCAAAAGCACCCGUUUAUACUCCCCCGCGACAGCCUUCUCUUCUAUCUCACUCGUUUGAUAGCCACAACGAAUUCAUCAUCCCACGGAUUGAGGAUCCAAGUAUUGGGAAUGUAUCUCUAGCGGCGUCAUCUUCCAACGUUUCACGGAACCCGUCCGCUAGGCCAGGGUCAAGUUCAUCGUCCGAUUCAGCAGUGCAUUCACAAUUGAGACAAAGCACCGGGAACGGUAGUAGUAGCAGUAGCAGUAGUAACGGGCUAUUCAUCUAUGACACUCACGCUCCGUCUCUCCGUACCUUCCAACUCACCACUCCAUCCGCUCCGCCAUCUCCCACGCCCAACCCUGCACAACAAUCACACUCUUCGGUUUCCCCUGCAAAACCUCAUGCAUGCAAAACGUGCGGAGCGACGUUCCAAAGGGGUCAUGACUGUCACGGCACAUCAAGAGCCACGAUCACCCCCGAUAUUAUUGCCAAGGGUGUGGAAAGGUUUACUCUAGGCAAGAUAGCGUGA